Haemorhous mexicanus (house finch) is the source of this 5006-nucleotide messenger RNA. It is a transcript of the gene PPP1R3G, whose product is annotated as protein phosphatase 1 regulatory subunit 3G. The transcript has a single exon. Gene Ontology annotation, molecular function: protein phosphatase 1 binding; glycogen binding. Lineage: Eukaryota; Metazoa; Chordata; Aves; Passeriformes; Fringillidae. Bases 50 to 892 code for a protein of 280 amino acids. The record is from RefSeq and is a predicted model, not a curated record. Gene Ontology annotation, cellular component: protein phosphatase type 1 complex. Gene Ontology annotation, biological process: regulation of glycogen biosynthetic process.
GCCUGCCGGCACAGGGGCGGCCGGGACGGGCCCAGCGGGGCGCCCCGCCAUGGCGAGCCCCGCACGCCCGCGGCAGGAGCUGGCGGCCGAGGAGCGGCGGCUCCGCGGCGCGGCCCCGACGGUGCCCCGCGACGGCAAGCGGGAGGCGGCGGGGGAGCGGCUGGUGCUGCUGGAGCUGCGCCGCUGCGGGCGGCCGCCGUCCCCCGGCCCCGGCGAGCGGCAGGAGGAGGGGGAGGAGGAGGAAGACGAGGGGGAGGCGGCAGCGGGCGAAGAUUGUUGCGGCAAGUGCAAGAAGCGGGUGCAGUUCGCCGAUUCGCUGGGGCUGAGCCUCGCCAGCGUCAAGCACUUCAGCGACGCCGAGGAGCCGCAGGUGCCGCCCGCCGCGCUGUCGCACCUGCAGAGCCCGCCCGGCGAGGAGCGGGACCCGCCGCCGCCCGGCGCCGACCCGCCGCCGCCCGCGCUGCUCCUGGUGCCCGACUUCCCCGACGGCGGGGAGCCCAGCGCCGAGCGGCUGCGGAGGCAGCGCGUCUGCCUGGAGCGCCUGGGGCGGCCCGCGGCGCCCACCGACGUGCGGGGCACGGUGCAAGUGCUGGGCGGCCCCGGCCCCAGGGAGGUGACGGUGCGCUACACCUUCAACGAGUGGCUCUCCUUCGUGGACGUCCCGGCCGCGCCGCUGCCCCCCGAGCCGCCGGCCGAGCGCUACGGCUUCACCCUGUGCGUCCCGCCGAGCCUGCGGGAGGGCUCGGCCCUGCACUUCGCCAUCCGCUACCGCAGCCCGCAGGGAGAGUUCUGGGACAACAACGGCGGCCGCAACUACACGCUGCGCUGCUGCGGCUGCCCCGGGGGCGGCCCCGCCGCCGCCCCGCCGGGCCCCGCCGCACCCCGCUACUGACGCCGGCCGGGCGAGGGGAGCCGAGGGGACCCGCCGGGCAGGGGCUGGGGCUGGAGCAGGCGGCCGCACCCCGCGCCCGGCGUGAGGCCCGGCUCGGGAGGGAGACGGCCAGCGCGCCGAGGGCCCGGCCCGGAGACUGACCCAAGUCUGGUGGUUUUUAAGCAGGAGCUUCAGUUUCUGCCAGCGAAAUAUGGAUGUGCGUAGGCUCGCAUUGCUGUGGCUUGUGGAAUUGUUCUCCUUUUUGGUUUUUUGUAAUUUUUUUUUUUUUUUGAGAGAGAGAGAGCGAGGAGACUGAGUAGCGUGGGCUUUGCUUUUCCCCUCUUGAAGUGAAUUUUUGAGGUCUUGAUUUGGGCUUGACUCCACUUACCGAUUAGUCAAGAGCACUCGUGUGAAAACUUGGUGGCGUGUCCGCUACAGAUUUAACUUAGGAUCCCAAUUUUCCCGUUCUCAGAUCCAUUUGAAAGACACAGUACUGCGACAGCAAUGGUGUGCUUUGUCCUUUUUUUGUUAUUUUCCUUUAGUUCAAUGGACUCCGUAACAAUACGAUUCACUGUUGUGAGCACCUGUCAAACCCGUGACAGGCUUGCGUGCCCGUCCCACCUUUGCCAUGGCUGCGGCAGCUCUGAACAGCAGGCACUCUGUUUUGGGGCUGGAUCUGGGGCUGGACUGGGCUGCCCUGGUUUUUGUCACUCAACACACUUCGGUACCGCUCUCCAGGCUCACAUGUAGAUCCCGUCUGGCUAAUAGCAGCCAACAGGGACUUGUGCAGAAAUGUUUUUGCUUAAAAUAGACUGGUGACUUCUUUUCACACAACCGACGAGUCUAAAACCGGGACGAAGGAGGAGUUAAAAUACUUGCUGAUGCUGUGUUUAUCAGGAGAACUUUGGUAACACCUUUAAGUCAUGCACUGUGAAGUGAAAGGUGGUGUUUGUCUCGUACACGGUUCUGUAUUUUCAGAUUUGGGUCUGGUUUGGAUGACCCUUCUCACUGAGGAGUGACGCUGCCAUACAGAGAGGGUGUCCUCAGUAACAAAUGGAAACAAGUGCCUUAGUUCAGAUCUCCUUAUGUUACAUUUUGCACCACAUUUCUCAAGUAUUUAUAAUUUAUUCAGCUUUUUUGCUACAUGUUUUUCUGUAUUUGUAUGCUGCUGGGAAGGAACUUUGUUGUGCACACAGCUGGACUUUAUGGCGCUGGACACUUGAAUUGAUUUUAUAGUCUUCACUCUUGCACUGCAAGCCUAGAGGUGGACUACUACUGGUGUCCCAACUCUUGAAAUUAAGCAAAAACAUCAAGGCAAAUGGGUUUGUAAAAAUAAAAAAAAGUUUUAAAAAAAGACAUAAAGCUCACCAUUACACUUACUUUUUGUUUUUUUUGCAACCUAUGGUAUGUGUGUCCUGACCAGGGUUGAUCCUGUCUGUAAGCAGUGUUUAGGGCUGUAGCUGAAAAUGACUGUUGCCCUGCCAGAGUCAUGAGGCAAAUCAACCCCUAAGUCUGUGAUUGUUGUAGGGUGUUUUUAUGAGCAGAGCUGUGGUGUGAGGAAGCUUUACUAGCUUGGAUGGAAAAGUAGGUGGGCUAUGGUCAGGGUUUUUUGGGGCUCUUCUGCAACUUUGAUUCUUCUUGUUUUCUUUUGAUACGGUAUCUCAAAAUAUGGGUUGUUUUUGGUUAAUGAAGAAAAAUUGCCAGAAUGCAGAAAAUGCCCUGACAUGGAUGUAUGGUCUUCUGUGAGACCAUGGAAUGCCAUUUUCCUUUUUUGACACAGAGCACAGUGUGAGAUUUCUCAGGUCUUCAUUUCCUCUGAAGAUGUAAAACAUCUUAAGGUUAUUGUGACAAUGUUAGAAAAAAUACUUCUUGAUAAGAGAAUAUUUUCAAGCCUACAGCUAUCCUGCCUUUUGAGCUGGCUGGAGCAGACCCAGGAGCUAAAAGCAGGGAGUCUGUUGGGGGAAAGAUGGGAAGCAGAGGGAGCUUCAUACUAAAGGUGCUGCAGUUCUGCUCACAUGCACACUGCUGCUGAAACACAGCCUGUCCUCCCUCCUCCCAAAAAAGCCUGUGUGUACAGCACAGCCUGAGAAUACAGCCAGAGACAAGGAGGUGUUUAAUUCCUUCGGAAACCAUUCUGCUGUUACACUGUAUCAGUUGCUUUGACAACGCACAGAGGGAGAGCUCUGUGCGGGCAAACAGAAGUUCCUACUGUUGUCCUUCAGGUUACAUGUGAACUCUCGCCAAAAAGGUUUGAAGAGAGAAUAGUGAACUCUGCUGUUUCCCUACGCAAGUUUGUUUUAAGUCUGUCAUGCAUUACAGGAUUAUAGGAUGUUACAUGGGAUAACCUGGUAUGAAUUAGCCUUUCUUCAGAUGCUGCAGCAAUGAAAUAGUGUGCUCUUAAGCUGAAAUAGUGUGCUCUUAGUGCAGUGUCAAGAUUGAUCCUUCAUUUAUGUACAAUAUAAUAUUUGGGAUUUCUGGAGCCCAUUCCUUAUUCUGUGCUUUGUUUAUUAGUUGCCUCAGAGAAGAAGGAAAAACAUUGCCAGAAAAAGGAGGGGAGAGAUCUCUCCUUACCAGAAUUUAAAGGAGCAGCCAUAUUCUGAUGGCUGUGUCUGGGCAGAGGUGGUACCAUGAAGAAUCCUGGCUAGCUGUGCCUAGUGAUAGAGGCCUGGAAAUGUUCUCUGGUCCACUGUAAACAUUGACAUCCAGAACACGUGACAUUUCUGUGUGCUUUUCAGAUGUGUGACCUGAAAUUUGAAAUGCAAGAAAGUACUUGCUGAGGCUAGACAGUAAAAUCUUCUGAGUGCUUCAGAAAAUCAGUGCCAAUUGAAAAUCCUGCCAAUUGUGAUAAUUAAAGCACAACAUUUUUGUGCUUUGAUACCUGGUGAAGUGCUUUUAUUUGUUAUUAAGAAUUCCUUUUUGUGAAAGGAAGGAGAAAACCUCUAGAUGGGAGUCAGACAUACUCACAUUUUGAUAGACAGUACAUUUCUGUGCUCUUAGGAUUUUACAGAAGCAUAGAUUUCCAAAGCAAGGUUCAAAGACAGCCUACUCAUAGUUGUGUGUGUUUUCUAGCUGAGGUUCCUGAGGGCUAUGGAAAUGCAAGGCUUUAUCAAGGAUUACACUGGGCAGCAGUUGUAAAAAUCCAACUGGACCAUGUGUGUACCAAAGGCUUGCAAGCCCACAUCAGCAAACCCCAGGGCUCCUGCUCCUGGCCAUAGGUUGAGACACAUGGCAUAAUUGCAACAUUAUUCUCAAAGGAAUAUAAUCAAAAUGAAGUUGUUUUAAUUCCAUUAAAAUCUCAAGGCCAGUAGAGUGAAAUGUUAAGUGAAGCACUCUGUCUGUUUGCUUGCAUUACUGUUAAUGUAUUUCAUAAAGUUUCAAAACAUAACUUUUGGAAGAUGUUCUUAUAAACAUGCUCCCUUCCCUAACCUAAAUAAGAAAUUUAAGACUUAUUGCACUUUUGGAAAAACUUCAGCUCCAAAGAUUUUUGUUUUAUGCAGAUUUCUGUUCCCCUACCAUGGAUUAAGGACUGAGGGUAGAAAUAGCUGCCAAACGGUUUUAUAGGUGUAUAUAAAUGAAGAAAGUUUAAUAUAGUUGAAACUCUGUAGGGGUAACUGUGAAGGACAUAAAAGGUAAAUCUUCCUUAAGCAAUUUUUUGCCAUGUACACUUACUUUUAAAUUCAGAUUUAAAUGGUUCAGGAAAGGGCUGUGAAGCUAAAUUUACUUUGGUGUCAUGAAGAUCUGUAAGCUUGCAUGAAAACUACUUCUGUUUUAUUUAAAAUUGGAGCUUUCAGUCAGUACUUGGAAAGUCUGGCUUCUGCUCCCAUUGGCUUUGCUGGGAUUUGGAUCCAGCCCAAAGUACUGCAGGAAGGUAAGGGAAAUGAUCUAGGUUUAAUUGUCCAUUCUGUUCAGAGUCUUGUGUUAUGGGGUUAGGAUAACAUGGCACUGUGAUGAAUGUUCAUCUGUCAAGAGUUCAAAAUCUGCUGUCUGUGCACGGCAGUAAUUAAAUCACCUUAAUUGUUUUUUCAUGAUUCUUUCUGAGAGAGGGAAAAUUGCUUGCCUUGGAUUAGCAUAUUGCCAAAGACUGUUAUAAAUAUUUAUGGGGUGUACUCUUUCAAUAGAAAGCCUGUACAUUCUU